Messenger RNA from Mauremys reevesii (Reeves's turtle), 1411 nucleotides. RefSeq names its product dynein cytoplasmic 2 light intermediate chain 1 (gene DYNC2LI1). Lineage: Eukaryota; Metazoa; Chordata; Testudines; Geoemydidae. The transcript is spliced from 13 exons. The coding region runs from base 177 to 1238 and encodes 353 amino acids. Gene Ontology annotation, biological process: intraciliary retrograde transport; intraciliary transport involved in cilium assembly. The record is from RefSeq and is a predicted model, not a curated record. Gene Ontology annotation, molecular function: dynein heavy chain binding. Gene Ontology annotation, cellular component: cytoplasmic dynein complex; axoneme; ciliary basal body.
GUGAGCAGAUGGGGGUUGCCUCUUGCCCAUGUUCUCAGACACUGACCCCACCGAACUACAACUCCCAUGAUGCUCCUGCGUCUUAUGUCGGCAGCUGCGUGGUUCCCAUGGUGACCAGGAGCUGGGCCCGAGGUCAGAGCGCCCCCAGCCAGGCCCACUGCGGCCCCUGAGCAGCGAUGCCCAAACCCAGUGAUACUCUGUGGGAUAUUGCUAAAGCCGAAGUGGAGAAAAAAGAAAAUCUUGAAGGCAAUGGAGAUGGAGUGGAAGUUUGGGAAAAAUCACUACUCUUUAUGGGAAACAAAAAUGGGGGAAAGACUACUAUUAUACUGAGGUGUCUUGACAGGGAUGAAAUUCCAAAACCAACAUUAGCCUUGGAAUAUACUUUUGGAAGAAGAGCAAAAGGUCAUAACAGACCAAAAGACAUUGCACAUUUUUGGGAACUAGGUGGUGGAACCUCAUUAUUGGACUUGAUUCGUAUACCAAUAACUAAUGACAACAUAAGGACUUUUGCUAUAAUUCUUGUUUUGGACCUUUCCAAACCUAAUGAACUGUGGCCAACCAUGGACAGUCUCCUACAGGUCACCAGGAACCAUGUGGAUAAAAUUAUAACUAAACUGGGAAAAACAAAUCCUAAAGUAGCUACUGAAAUUAAACAGAGGACGUGGAACAAUAUGCCGAAGGAUCACCCAGAUCAUGAAUUAAUUGACCCUUUUCCAAUCCCUCUGGUGAUAAUUGGAAGCAAAUAUGAUAUUUUUCAUGAGUUUGACUCUGAGAUGAGGAAAAUAAUGUGCAAGACACUUAGAUUUGUUUCGCAUUAUUAUGGAGCAUCACUAGUGUUUACCAGCAAAUCUGAGGCCCUCCUGCUAAAAGCCCGUGUUCUUAUUAAUCAUUUGGCAUUUGGCUUUGACAGAAGCAAAUCCGUAUCAGUGGAUCAGAAUAAACCAUUGUUUAUCCCAGCAGGAUUGGAUUCUCUAAAUCAAAUAGGACCACCACCUGCCACUGACAGUGAUAUUGGAAAACUGCAUGCACAUACACCUGUGGAUUUGUGGAAAAAAAUAUAUGAAAAAACAUUUCCACCUAAGAGUACUAGGGACUUAAAAGAUGUCAAUGAUCCUGCCCAGGAUCCACAGUAUGCUGAGUAUGAAGUUGAUGCAAUGCGAACUCAGAAGAAUCAGGAGCUAGAACAAUAUAAGAGAAAUGCCUCUAAAUCCUGGAAAGAAAUGGAGUUUGAAUCUUGAUUGAGAUAAGUGCUUAGCGCUCAGACUGAUUUUAAUUUUAUGUUUUGUACAUGUUAAGAUCAAUCAUCAUUUUUGAGUAUUAUACAAAGUAAUUGAAACUGGUGUUUUAUACAAUUGGAAAAAUAUGUAAUACCAAAUAACAAACAUACAAUAAAUAAACAGUUAAUAUAGCA